This is a messenger RNA of Cyprinodon tularosa, 4261 nucleotides long. RefSeq names its product serine-rich adhesin for platelets-like. NCBI's taxonomy places the organism in Eukaryota, Metazoa, Chordata, Actinopteri, Cyprinodontiformes, Cyprinodontidae. Bases 79 to 3543 code for a protein of 1154 amino acids. The transcript has 2 exons. The record is from RefSeq and is a predicted model, not a curated record.
AAAACAACUAUAGAAUCAGGGGAUUAUGGAUCAGGGGUUACGCUGGUUUCUCCAUCACCACAAAAGGCAACACAAUACAUGACUGAAUCAACAAAACCACAGUCUCAGGAUAUUGCUACUCUUUCUGAAAAUAUAGGGUCAACGAAAACAACAGAAUCAACAACAUUUACAACAAAACAACACACAAGUGGAAAACCAACCUCUGGAUCAACAACCAUUCAAGGAGAAAGUGACAAUAUAUUGGAAUCAUCCACUGUUUCAGAGGAAACCUUGGGAUCAACACAUAGUUCUCAAACACAAACAGCUACGUUGGUUUCAUCACUACCAAAUUUACAACACACUACAAGUUCAACAACAAAAUCAAAAGCUUCAAAGCUUCCAACAACAUCAACACCACAUAUAGGAGCAACAAUUAAAAUAACUACAUACAAGUUAGAAUCUAUGUCAACAAAACAAACACCGCAAACUACAGGGUCUUUAACAGUUGUUCAAACUGAUGGAAAAACAGAAUCUAGUCCAUUUACAAUCAAAACCCAGUCAUUUAGCACAGGGCACACUUCUAAAGAAAUAAUGGAGACCAAACCAUCUACUUCAAUGUCACCUUCAUCCGUGACUGCUGCAACAGAAACAACUGUACAGCCAACACUAUCCUCUUGGUCUAUGACAACAAGAUCUACCAGAACAACAGAAAGCAAACCAAAAACAAGCAAUCAAGACAUGACACCAUUAGGAAAUACAUCGGGUAAAGUUACAUCAGCCUCAAAUAUUGCAACUACAAAAACAACAAACUCACCAGAAUCAGCAACAUUUCAAAGUCAGAAUGAAGCUGAAUAUGAAACAACCAUAUCAGGGAAUGUUACAUCAUCUGCAGCGUUGUUAAUACAACCCUCUACAAUUGCAAACCAAUUGACUGGAUUAACAUCAACUACAGAAACAACGGAAAGUGGUUCAGUGUCUACAUCAACAAAACCUGUGAGUCAAACUCUAGAGUCUGUAACAACCCUGCAAACAGCAACACAGACGCAAUCCAGUCAUCCAACAAGCAUUACUGAAGCAUCUACAGUGGAAUAUACUUCCACACCAAUGCUUAAGACCAUGGUGACAGCAUCUACUGUAAUAUCAUCUCCUUCUUUGAGUUCUACAAAAGGAACUUCUAGAAAAGACACAUCUUCAUCUCCAUUUGUUACCACAUCAAAAACAGAUGCUGGAAAAUUGGCAACAAAUAAACAAGGCACAGCAACAACACAAUUAGAAAACUCCUCAAAACAACUGACUUCAGAUGUGACAGCAAAGACCCAUACUUCGGCUGCAAAAACAACUAUAGAAUCAGGGGAUUAUGGAUCAGGGGUUACGCUGGUUUCUCCAUCACCACAAAAGGCAACACAAUACAUGACUGAAUCAACAAAACCACAGUCUCAGGAUAUUGCUACUCUUUCUGAAAAUAUAGGGUCAACGAAAACAACAGAAUCAACAACAUUUACAACAAAACAACACACAAGUGGAAAACCAACCUCUGGAUCAACAACCAUUCAAGGAGAAAGUGACAAUAUAUUGGAAUCAUCCACUGUUUCAGAGGAAACCUUGGGAUCAACACAUAGUUCUCAAACACAAACAGCUACGUUGGUUUCAUCACUACCAAAUUUACAACACACUACAAGUUCAACAACAAAAUCAAAAGCUUCAAAGCUUCCAACAACAUCAACACCACAUAUAGGAGCAACAAUUAAAAUAACUACAUACAAGUUAGAAUCUAUGUCAACAAAACAAACACCGCAAACUACAGGGUCUUUAACAGUUGUUCAAACUGAUGGAAAAACAGAAUUUAGUCCAUCUACAUCAACUUCAACAUCAGUGUCACAUACUGCAACAACCAGUAUUUCUAUGCAGCAAGAAAAAUCAACUCAGAUUACAAGUUUAACUACUAAAUCAGGGAAUCCAGUUCAAACAUCAUCUUUUGCUGUCAAAAACACAGGGACAUUUGCUUCAAAGCAACCCACAACUAUAAAUCCAUCUGGUGGACCAACAACAACUCAAGUUAACACAAUAAGUAGGUCAGCUUCAUUGACAACCAGUCAAACAAUGAUAAUAACAAAGACUAGUGAAAGGGAUAAAACUGCAAACCACUCACAAUCUAGUACAGCAACUAAAACUCCUUAUAAAACUCUAACAUCUAUCACAGAUCAUACAACAAUACCAAUGGGGAAUUCCGAGACAGCAAUUAACCCUGCAAUGCCAUCUUCAUCUAUGACUCUAACAAAAACAACUAUAAAGGCCACAUCUUUAACACCAUCGGAAAUGACAGGAUUGAAAACCGAACUAACCGAAAGGUUCACAAAUACAAAAUCCUUCAACGCAACAGAUCAAACUGCUAGACCAGAUGUUGCUCUAACACAAACGAUAACUAGUGUAGCUAUUCAACAAGAAAAAUUAACAAAGAUUACAAGCUCAACAAUUCAAUCAACUGAGCCACUCGAGAAUUCCUCAUCUGUGAGGACCAGUUCAGAAAGAAAAAUAUCAGCUCCAGCUGCUGCACAAGAACCAACUGCAAAACAAAUAGUGGGACUGACAACAUCUCAAGUAAUAAACAGUGGACAAGUCUCUUUGUCAAAAGCGAGCACAACACAAACUGCUUGGUAUGGGGCAUCCAUGCAAAACUCCACAACCUUACAAGUGGGUCAAACUACUGUGAAAGGUCUAAUAGCUACCACACAUCAUACAUCUACUAACAUGGUGGAGUCCUUUGCAACAACAUCAACCAUGAGACCACCGUCAUCUGUGAUUUCUGCAACAGAACAAACAUCUAUCAGUUCAAUAGGUAUAUCUCCAUAUGUAAAACCAACCACAAUAGACACUGUAGUAACACAAUUACAUAACACUUUGAAUGUAAGUCAAGAGACACAAACUGUAGCUGCAGAAACAACCGAGGCACUUGUACCAGUAAAAUCAUUCACUGCUGAUAAAGAAAGUAUUGGAUCAACAGCAGUUGAUAAAAAAAUUUACUCUGCCGACACCACAAUGUCUAUGGUUACAUCUCCUCAAGAAACACCACCAAGAACCGCUUACACAAUGGCUCUUGGGGAGGAACCAAAAGCCAUAACAGGCAAAGAAGAUCAAAACGUAACCUCUUUACAAAGUUUGCAGUCUUCCAACACAAGUUCACAACAAUCUCUCAGAGCUUCAUUGGACCCAGUCGGCACAACCAGGACCACUUUUUUUUCAAUCAAAAUAGAAGAAAACCAUUCAAAAAGCACAUCCCCUUGGGCCUCUGAGACCACAGAAAUGGAUAAGGUUACAACAAAAUCUACAGAUGUUGAGCAUGAAAGCACAGAGACAACAAACUCAAGUUUACAUACAUCAUCAGCUAACCAACUACAAUCAACGCAAGUGAAAUAUAAUGCAACUACUUUGCCUGUUUCUCAGAACAGGACAGUGUUUUUCAAAUAUAGUCAGAGGGUUGUUGUUCCAAGGCGUUUAAUCUUUGACUAUCCAGUGGUGGAGCGUGCUACGUUUUUCACAAAUAAUACAGAGAAUGAUGAUGCAUAAAAUAAACUAAGUAUGGAGGCGUUUAUCGUCCAAGAUGAUGGAAACUGCAGAUCUAAUUACUAAUUAGAUAUCUUUUUUAUAUGUAUAUUUUUAACGGCUUUUAUGUUCAAACUUUUUAUAUGUUUCUCUUUUGAUCUGUUAAGAUUUUAUCAACUGUGUAUAAAAUUUAUUAGAAAAGAUGUUUGAUCAUCUUAAAUCUGCAGAGAAAAUUAAAGAUUUAAAUUAUUAGAUGCAGCAUUUGGGCUGCAUCCAGUCUGUAGAAUAUUCAUAAUCAAACAUUCAUGGAUUGUUUAUUUUGUACAUAAAUGCAUUUUUUUUUUAUUGCAGAAUCCAACAUUUACCAUUGUUGUUUAUCUGACAAAAAAGGAUCCUCCGGUGUGUUAGAGUUUAUACUGAUACUGAUACUUUUUACCAGUUUUUACCAAUACAAUAUAAAAUGAAAAUAAAACAUUUUAAGGUGUAAUUUGGGAUAUGAUAUUUGCUGAUGUUUUCAUUUUUCGUGGAUGGACAUUUUUCAAACCAAUAACACAUUCAGCCUAUGGCAAUUUUCUGUACUGAAUAAAGAUAAUAAAGCAGAUGACAGUUAAAGGAAUAAUAUAUAAUACAUACUUAUAGUUUCCUAGUUAGGAUACCAUGACAUCAAUUUAGUCAGGAAGCCCGAACCAUAAUGGAUAUGGAAAUCCGUCUGGAGCUGUGGCUAUUCAGAACUGUGCAAUUA